AGUCUGGCGCUCACGCUCGAUUCUCGCGCGCCCAGCCCGCGGCGCAUGCGUAGGGUCGGCAGCCCGCGAGACCUGGUUUCAGUUUGGCCUCGCGAUAUUUCAUCCAGCUGUUCCUCCCUCCGGCUGGCCUUCCUUCGGUGCUGCUUCCGGGAUGCCCUGACCUGUCCUAGGUUGACCGGUACCGGUUCUCUUAAUUCUCUCCUGCGACGCUCCUGGGCCCCCAGACUACAUUUACAGCCCGGUGGCUUCUGGUGGACCCUGCUCACCCUUACCCUACCCCAUCUCGGAGAGCCCGCUGCGCCCCAGGAACCAAUCAGCAGCCGCCUUAGGUGACCAUGUCUGAGUCUGGGCACAGUCAACCGGGGCUCUAUGGGAUAGAGAGGCGGCGGCGCUGGAAGGAGCCAGGCCCUGGCGGCCCCCAGAAUCUCUCCGGACCCGGAGGUCGGGAGAGGGACUACAUUGCACCCUGGGAAAGAGAGAGACGGGAUGGCAGCGAAGAGACCAGCACAGCGGUCAUGCAGAAAACCCCCAUCAUCCUGUCAAAACCUCCAGCAGAGCGGUCAAAGCAGCCCCUGCCUCCAGCAGCCCCUGCUGCCCCGCCUGCCCCAGCCCCUCUGGAGAAGCCCAUUGUGCUCAUGAAGCCCCGGGAGGAGGGGAAAGGGCCAGCGGCCACAACGAGUGCCUCAACCCCCGAGGGCACUGCCCCACCACCCCCAGCGGCCCCCGUGCCACCCAAGGGGGAGAAGGAGGGGCAGAGGCCCACACAGCCUGUGUACCAGAUCCAGAACCGGGGCAUGGGCACUGCCGCCCCAACAGCCAUGGACCCUGUCGUGGGCCAAGCCAAACUGUUGCCCCCAGAGCGCAUGAAGCACAGCAUCAAGUUGGUGGAUGACCAGAUGAAUUGGUGUGACAGUGCCAUUGAGUACCUGUUGGAUCAGACCGAUGUCCUGGUGGUUGGUGUCCUGGGCCUGCAGGGGACAGGCAAGUCCAUGGUCAUGUCGUUGUUGUCAGCCAACACUCCGGAGGAGGACCAGAGGGCGUAUGUUUUCCGGGCCCAGAGUGCUGAAAUGAAGGAGCGAGGGGGCAACCAGACCAGUGGCAUCGACUUCUUUAUUACCCAAGAGCGGAUUGUUUUCCUGGACACACAGCCCAUCCUGAGCCCCUCCAUCUUGGACCACCUCAUCAACAAUGACCGCAAGCUGCCUCCAGAGUACAACCUGCCCCACACCUACGUUGAGAUGCAGUCGCUCCAGAUCGCUGCCUUCCUCUUCACGGUCUGCCACGUGGUGAUAGUCGUCCAGGACUGGUUCACGGACCUCAGUCUCUACAGGUUCCUCCAGACAGCAGAGAUGGUGAAACCCUCCACCCCAUCUCCCAGCCACGAGUCCAGCAGCUCAUCAGGCUCUGACGAAGGCGCCGAGUACUACCCCCACCUGGUCUUCCUACAGAAUAAAGCUCGCCGGGAGGACUUCUGUCCCCGAAAGCUACGGCAGAUGCACCUGAUGAUCGACCAGCUCAUGGCCCACUCCCACCUGCGGUACAAGGGUACUCUGUCCAUGUUGCAGUGCAAUGUCUUCCCUGGGCUCCCGCCUGACUUUCUGGACUCUGAGGUCAAUCUGUUCCUGAUGCCUUUCAUGGACAGCGAGACAGAGAGUGAAACGCCGCCUCGCGCAGGACCUGGUUCCAGCCCCCUCUUCUCCCUUCUCCCUGGAUACCGAGGCCACCCCAGCUUCCAGUCCUUGGUGAGCAAGCUUCGGAGCCAGGUGAUGUCCAUGGCCCGGCCGCAGCUGUCACACACGAUCCUCACCGAGAAGAACUGGUUCCACUAUGCCGCCCGGAUCUGGGACGGGGUGAAGAAGUCCUCCGCCCUGGCAGAGUACAGCCGCCUGCUGGCCUGAGGCCAAGGGGAGGAAUGUCACACAGAAAACCCCCUUCCGGGCCCCCAGUGGGUAGUGACGGGCUCCCGCAUUCUCCCCCCACAGGGUGGAGAAGGGCAGCAGGCCUGAUGGACGAGGGACCGCGACUUCCUCGUCUGGAGACACGAGGGGUCCAGGGCCAAGCCCCUACCCUCCAGGGAGCGUUGUUCAGGGGGCGACUGAGAUCCAGCCCUGUAGCUGGGCGGGGCAGUCCAUCCUCAGCCCCCAGGGCCAGGCAGUGGGAGGAGCCUCCGUGGUCACCAGGAAGCCCCGCUCCGAGCCAGCCUCCCUCUGCAGGGACCAGAGCAGCAGGUCCCUCUGCCCUGACUCCAGGCUCCUGCCUGGAAGGUGAGGCUGCGUCUGGGGAGCUCUUCAUCGGAGCGUCUGGUGGUUGGAAUAAACACAGUCACACAAGUCUGUUCUCGUGC
Messenger RNA from Odocoileus virginianus texanus, 2344 nucleotides. The record is from RefSeq and is a predicted model, not a curated record. NCBI's taxonomy places the organism in Eukaryota, Metazoa, Chordata, Mammalia, Artiodactyla, Cervidae.